GGCCACUCAGUCUUAACUGAUAACACAUCGGUUGAAUUGUUGUAACCCGUUUAUCAUUCCAGCAACAUCUUCUACUUUAUUUUUCGGGUUCAGUCUCAAUCGUCGCGUGAAUUUUUCUCAGCAAAGCAAGAAAAUUGGAAGAAAAACAGCGAAUGUUACGUCCCGCUACACAUUUUUUUGGAGAGGUUGAGCAUUGGCUAUGCGACGCUGGGUGAUCGUAGGAACCAGCUGCACCUUUUGAUCCAGAAACUUCAUCUGCUGUUGGACUGAAUUACAUAAAAUACGUUUCCCAAUAGUAGGUUGUUUUAUUGUUUAUUUUAUUUAAAUGUUGUACAAUGAAGGAAAGAGUUUUGAUGCUAGCAGUUAAUGUGUAAAUGCAACAUGGCUGCUGCGGGGAUAGCAGAGAGAAAAGUUUAACAGGGACGUGGGGCAAGUUUCGAACCAGAUCUGUUGUCCGCACAUUCAAGUCGUAAACAGUCGAGCCUGCGUGGACACCGCUUUGCAGGGAGUCUAAAACCUACGGAGGAACUGUGUCGGAGCCGCCACCUCCUCCUCCUCUUCCUCCUCCUCCUCAUCGGCGACAGUCGCAGCUGAGGACUUUCAAACUGUGGCGUCUCACCUCUUCAUCUCAGACUCUGCUGGAGGCUUUCACGGCAGCUUUGUUUGUUUGGAGUUAAAAUGCAUUUCUCUAUCCCCGAGACGGAAGUUCGCUCAGGGGACAAUGGUUCAACCUACGUGGCCUACAACAUCCAUGUCAACGGCGUUCUGCAUUGCCGGGUCCGUUACAGUCAACUGCUUGGUCUGCAUGAACAGAUUAAGAAGGAAUACGGCAGCAACGUGGUGCCCAACUUCCCCCCAAAGAAGAUCUUCACUCUGACCCCCGCUGAGGUCGAACAGAGGCGGGAACAGCUUGAAAAAUACAUGCAGGCCGUACGUCAGCAUCCUUUGCUUGGAGCCAGCGAUUUGUUCAACAGCUUCUUAAGGAAAGCACAGCAGGAGACCCAGCAGAUUCCCACAGAGGAGGCGGCUCUGGACAUCUGCCUCUGCAGCGGUCCGAAGCUCACAGUCCACAUCCUGACCUCGGAUCAGACGGAGGAUGUUCUUGAAGCUGUUGGUACAAAGCUGGACCUCCCAGAUGACCUGGUUGGAUAUUUCAGUCUCUUCUUGGUCCAUGAAGGUGUGGAUGGAAGCUUGACAUUUGUGCGAAAGCUGCAGGAGUUUGAGCUGCCUUACGUUUCCAUUACCAGCUUGCAGAGCUCGGAAUUUCACAUAGUUUUACGAAAAAGUUACUGGGACAUGGCCUAUGAUCAGGAUGUGAUGGACAACAGAGUUGGCUUAAAUUUACUCUAUGCUCAGACAGUGUCUGACAUCGAGCGAGGCUGGAUCCUCGUCAACAAGGAUCAACAAAGACAACUUAAGUCACUUCAGGAAAAAGGCUCCAAAAAAGAGUUCAUCCAUCUAGCACAAACUCUCAAGUACUACGGCUACAUCAAGUUUGACCCGUGCAUCACAGAUUUCCCCGAGAAGGGAUGCCAAGUCAUCGUCAGCGCCGGCAACAACGAGCUCAAUUUCCACGUCAAGCUGCCCAACGAACAGAUGAAGGAGGGGAGCUUUAAGGUCACGCGCAUGAGAUGUUGGCGAGUCACGUCUUCUCAAGUCCCAGUAACCAACGGUACGACCAAUCCCUGCGGCUCGGCGAAAUGCGACGUCAAACUGGAGCUCGCUUUCGAGUAUUUGAUGAGCAAGGACCGCCUGCAGUGGGUCACCAUCACCAGCCAGCAGGCCAUCAUGAUGAGCAUAUGCCUUCAGUCUAUGGUGGAUGAACUAAUGGUCAAGAAGUCAGGUGGCAGCAUAAAAAAGGUUUUAAAAAAGAGACAGGAGUCUCUCCACAGAGCCGACAGCCAGCAAGCAGUGAAAUCUCCCCCCCUACUGGAAUCCCCUGAUCCAAACCGAGAACAAAUAGUUAAACUCUCUACCAAGCUAAACUCUGUGUCUCUCCGAGGGAUUAGCACCUCCAACUCCGCCAACGACAUCAGCAGCAACGAUUUCCACGGCAACUAUGCUUUCGAAGGAAUCGGCGAUGACGACCUGUAAUACGUUCUUUACCGUCCUUCCUUUUUGCCAUUUCAGUUUUAAGACAAACAAAGGUCAGAAUCUGAGCCGAGACUCGCUAAGAAGGUGUCCACUUCUUGCAAUACUGUAGCUUUUUCCCCCCCCCAAAGGAGAAAAUGCUGCCUUAAGCUUUCACGUGAUCUUUGACUGUCAUUUGCUCUCUCUAGACUUUGAAGGCUCAUUCCAGUUUUAGUUGCAAUCAUGUUUAAACUUUGCUCCUUCUUUAUUGAGCUUAUGAAAGUGUGGAUUCUUCCCUGGGUGGUUGUGCGUUAAACUUGGCCUUUCACUAGUGAUCAGACAGCAGAACUGUGCAAAUGUCGAGUAAGAAAGUAAAGUAUCUUGCAGAUGCUCAGUUACAUGGAUGAUUAAUGUUUGGCGAAAUACCAAAACAUAUAUUUUUAAUAGUGUUGCCUGUGUUUCAUCGUGUGCUGAGGCAGCAGCUCUCAUUCUCGUCCUGCCUUCAGAAGUGGUCUGAUGCCUUAACGGUUUCCUGCUUUGAACUCAUCCACCAUCUUGCCGUUCGUCUCACCCAGUGGGUUUUUUGAGUCUGCAGAAUGAGGUGAUGAUUGAGCUGCUUGCACUUCCUGUAACCAUCUUUUUGCACAGUGUUACUAGAAAAUGAGAAAAAUUUUAGAGCUCAAGCCAGACUUCUUUUUCUUUUUUUAUCGAUCCCCCCCAGGGAGGCAUUGUAAAUUCAUUUUAAAAUUUCUUUUAUAUGUUUUUAAAAAGUUUCUCAUUAAUGCCAAAUUCUAGUUUACUAAAGCAGUUUGCACAAAAUAAACAAAAAAAUUAUGAUAAUGUCACUUUUUUAUAUUCUGUACAUUGCUAUAAAGGGUUACUAAUAUCAUCAUAGAGAAAUGUAAUCAGAUCAAAUGUAAUCUAAGCUGCAUAGGGCAACGUUCAAAAGGACCAACAUUAUCAUGUUUACAUUAAUGUUGAGGGGACUUUCAUUUGUAUUUUUUUUUAGUAUAAAUGAAAAGUGUUUACAGAUUUUGCUUUUGAUUAACUUGUUAUUUUUUUAAGGAGAUCGUGUGAGGAUCUGUGGCUUUAGUCUUUUGUUUGUAUGUGGUGCCAAUCAUCAAAGAAGAUAAAAAAAGGUGCUUUGAAAUGCUGGAGUGAACAAAAUUCACAGUUGUAGGCAACAAAAUGAAACAUAUCUCACCUGCUUUAGAAAUCCUGUCGUUCCAUAUUAAUGCUUGACUGGUUUCAAAAGCUGCCUCUAAAUGUAAAUCAGUGCCAACCUAUCAACAGCUUUAUUCUCACAGGUAGCUAUGACAAACUAAAUGUUGUCAGUGUAAAUAUCUUGUUCUUUCUCUGCUGUGAUUCAUCUUGUUUUUCUUUUUGUUGCUGGGUAGAGAAUAUAGACUCCUACCAAGUUUUUUUUUCUUUGUAGCUGUCAAUACCAACUCCACAAACCUGCGAGAUCCUGGAUGUUAAAUGUUUAAAUCAAAAUCACACUAGCAGUUUUUCCAUCAGCGUCAUUUUUCAAAUAAUAAAAAGUCCCUUUUCAUCAA
This is a messenger RNA of Oryzias latipes (Japanese medaka), 3626 nucleotides long. It is a transcript of the gene snx17, whose product is annotated as sorting nexin 17. Gene Ontology annotation, biological process: signal transduction; intracellular protein transport; endocytic recycling. Gene Ontology annotation, molecular function: phosphatidylinositol binding. Gene Ontology annotation, cellular component: early endosome. NCBI's taxonomy places the organism in Eukaryota, Metazoa, Chordata, Actinopteri, Beloniformes, Adrianichthyidae. The record is from RefSeq and is a predicted model, not a curated record.